This is a messenger RNA of Phalacrocorax carbo (great cormorant), 876 nucleotides long. Lineage: Eukaryota; Metazoa; Chordata; Aves; Suliformes; Phalacrocoracidae. The record is from RefSeq and is a predicted model, not a curated record.
UAGUAAUAUAUUCCUUGCUGAAGCAGACAGUCACAUGCCAUUAACGUGAUGGAUUUUAUACAAUGGCUAGUUAACAUAAAAGGGGUUUGGUUUAUUUUCUGUCUGCAGGAGUUUUGCAGAAUGUCAUGAUGUGAUACCACCAGAACCAUUUUUCAAAGGCUGUGUUUUUGAUGGAUGUCGCAUAGCAAAUGAAUCCAUGCAGUGUUCCAGUUUGGAGAUGUAUGCUACAGAGUGUGCUGCUAGAGGUGUCUGCAUUGAUUGGAGAGGAAAGACUAACAAUACAUGCCCAUACAACUGCCCAGCAAGCACAGUAUACAAGGCAUGUGGGCCCAUUAAUCCUGUUACCUGUGACCCACGCUCUGUUGAGCUUCCUGGCUAUGGGGUGACUGAAGGAUGUUUCUGUCCUGAAGGGAAGACACUCAUAAGUGAAGAAAACAACACCUGUGUCUCUGAAUGCUCUUGUAGGGAAGCAAAUGGAGUAUCCAGAUGGCCAGGAGAAAAAUGGACACAAGAUUGCCAGGAAUGUGUCUGUGACAAAAAUACUCUUAAAGUGCAUUGUACAAAGCACAAAUGUUCUCUGACACAGCAAGUAUUUUGUGAUGAACCAGGUUACAUGCCUGUUCAGGUACAGAUACCAGAAGAUCCAUGCUGUAGCAGGACUGAGUGCUACUGCAACACUAGUCUCUGCCCUGAAGUCACACCCCAGUGCUUAGAGGGACAGGAAGUAGUCACAGUAAUGCAGCCUGGAAAAUGCUGUGCUACCUUUGAAUGCAGUAAGUUCUAUGUACCUUCCUCAUGUGUUAUUCACAGCUAUAUUUUUCUAAGUUUAUGAAUACAAAGAUCUUAAAAAAGAAAGAUGCAAAUUAUUUGUGUUAU